Molecule: messenger RNA, 453 nt
Organism: Dovyalis caffra
Lineage: Eukaryota; Viridiplantae; Streptophyta; Magnoliopsida; Malpighiales; Salicaceae
Source: the annotation of a GenBank genome assembly
AUGGCCCGUACCAAGCAAACUGCCCGUAAGUCUACUGGAGGAAAGGCACCAAGGAAGCAGCUAGCUACCAAGGCUGCUCGUAAGUCUGCCCCAACCACUGGAGGAGUUAAGAAGCCUCACUGUUACCGCCCUGGAACAGUUGCUCUGCGUGAAAUCCGUAAGUACCAGAAGAGUACUGAGCUCUUGAUCAGGAAACUCCCAUUCCAGAGGCUUGUUCGUGAAAUUGCCCAGGACUUCAAGAUAUGGCUUUUUGAUGUUAAUGACUGUACUGGUGCUGUGCAGACUGAUCUGCGUUUCCAGAGCCAUGCCGUGUUGGCAUUGCAGGAGGCAGCUGAGGCAUACCUGGUUGGUUUGUUCGAGGACACUAACCUUUGUGCCAUUCAUGCCAAGCGUGUCACCAUCAUGCCUAAGGAUAUCCAGCUGGCUAGGAGGAUCAGGGGCGAGCGUGCCUAA